AGCGGAAAUGAGCGCCACUGCGCGAAAACUCACGUUUUCCACGCGUCCAGGCGGCCGUGCCGCUUCGUGCUGUUAGCGAGUUGUUGCAACCGUCGUAAUCGUCCCGUGAUAACACAGGCCGCGCGGCUCGUCGGAGAGCGAGCGACUUGUGAUUGUCAAAGAAAUUAGCGCGUCGCGACGUGCACUAACCUCCAUUCGCUCUGUGCCGCCGGUGUCGCGCGCUGGCUCGAGGCUCGCCGACAGGUGUGCGUUAGCGCGAAAAUAUUUCUUCAAUCUCGCCGAUUAUAACGCGAGGCUCGUCAUCAGCUACCCGGAAACGCCGGCCCGCGGUCGUCGGGCGUUUCGCGCGAGUCUCCCGCCGCAAAAUCCAUCCCGGAGGGAAUCUAACCUAUAAGCCGGCCGCAUCGAUACUCCACAGACGGUGAGGAACGUUUCCCUGUGACGCGCGUUCCACUGCCACGUUCGGCCAAGAGCUGCCGGAGUAUUUCUGCGAUAGGCAUUCGCGGUAAAUUAAUUGAGGACACACACAGGGGCUGCGAACAUGCCUACUUGGAAUCAGAUUCAGGCGCAGCUGCGAAACCCGAACAAUCCGGUGGUGUUCUUCGACGUGUCCGUGGGCACCACGGAGAUAGGCCGCAUGAUCUUCGAGCUGUUCGAGGACGUCUGCCCGAAAACGUCGGAGAACUUCCGGCAGUUCUGCACCGGCGAGUACAGGAGGGACGGCGUGCCCCUCGGCUUCAAGGGUGCCAUCUUUCACAGGGUGAUCAAGGACUUUAUGAUACAAGGCGGCGACUUCGUCAACGGCGACGGCACCGGGGUGCUGAGCAUCUACAGCGGCGGCACCUUCCCGGACGAGAACUUCGCGCUCAAGCACGACUCGCCCGGCCUGCUGUCCAUGGCCAACAGCGGCAAGGACACCAACGGCUGCCAGUUCUUCAUCACGUGCGCCAAGUGCAACUUCCUGGACGGCAAGCACGUUGUCUUCGGCAGAGUUAUCGACGGCCUCCUCGUCAUGAGGAAAGUGGAGAACGUGCCCACCGGGCCGAACAACAAACCAAAGAUACCCGUGACGAUAUCCCAGUGCGGGCAGAUGUAGCGACAAGCAUUUCUCUAGGUCCGCGUAUGAACUGUUGGGAGACAAUUGCAUCUGCGCAUAUCUAUUUUUUUUUUUCAACAAAAUACCGUCAGAAUACAGUUUUCGUAGUAUACUAACAGAUUGCUGUUACUUGGGAUUAGAAAUAAAGUUUUACACUUUGAGCGAUGCUCCAUACAGUAUUUUGUACUUAGCUUAGUGUACGAUUCCAAGUUUUACAGUAACAUUGCAUGUAUACUUAAUAAAUCGUGCAGACAUUUGACGAUAUACAUGUAAAAUUAUCGUUAAUUGUUCUCACUUGUCGAUAUAUGUUUAAUAUCUCCCUGAUAUAUACAAGAUUUGCAGGUGUAAAUUAUGUUUGAAACAGCCUCCCAGAAGCGAAAUGUUCUCAGAAAGAGAAAAUAAUGCAUCGCAUAAUCAGAUACGCGUUUAACAGAUAAAUUUCUAAGUAUAACAAAACAAAGUUAAUUUUAUACUACCCGGUAAAACGCCGAGCGUCAAUUAUAUUGCAUUUACAAUUUUGUUAAAAUUUCUCACUCGACGAUGUAAAAUGUAAUGUAAAUGCAAUGUAACUGCUGCUCGGUGUUCGCUGGGUUAUUUUAUACACAUGUGUUAUAUUACACUUGCAUCGUUGAGUGAGAAAUUGUAACAUAACUGCAAUGUACCUGAUGGUUAUUUUAUAAUUUGUGCUAAAAUUCAGAAUAGAAUUUUAUCACUUGCACACAUGUGCUAUUCACAAUGGCGAAUAAAGUUAGAAGAUAGACUUCUCUCCGAAGCAAA
Molecule: messenger RNA, 1873 nt
Organism: Vollenhovia emeryi
Lineage: Eukaryota; Metazoa; Arthropoda; Insecta; Hymenoptera; Formicidae
Product: peptidyl-prolyl cis-trans isomerase H
Exons: 1
Coding region: 542-1096 (184 amino acids)
Biological process (GO): protein peptidyl-prolyl isomerization; protein folding
Cellular component (GO): intracellular membrane-bounded organelle
Molecular function (GO): peptidyl-prolyl cis-trans isomerase activity
Source: RefSeq, a predicted model, not a curated record